Radiomyces spectabilis is the source of this 1608-nucleotide messenger RNA. Its product is annotated as cation transport protein-domain-containing protein. Gene Ontology annotation, molecular function: high-affinity potassium ion transmembrane transporter activity. NCBI's taxonomy places the organism in Eukaryota, Fungi, Mucoromycota, Mucoromycetes, Mucorales, Radiomycetaceae. The transcript is spliced from 4 exons. The record is from RefSeq and is a predicted model, not a curated record. Gene Ontology annotation, biological process: potassium ion import across plasma membrane; intracellular potassium ion homeostasis. Gene Ontology annotation, cellular component: plasma membrane. The coding region runs from base 1 to 1608 and encodes 535 amino acids.
AUGACGGGCGAUUCUGACGCACUUCAACGUGUGACGACCCCGACUUCCCUGACUGGCACCACGCAGUUUACCGAAGCACACACAGUGUCAGGAACACAGGGCAUUGCAUUUGCAGAAAACAUCAAACAACAACGUGAAGAAGCUCGUCGACGACUGGAAAAAGAUCGACGUUUUGAAGAAUUACUUCAAAAAAUUGCAGACGAAUCACAUACCCACGACGCCGAUCACCGCUUCAGUACGGAUACCACCUCCGCCGAUGGCGACGAUAUUAUGCGACAACCUGUCGAUAAAAGUCAACUGACACGCGAACAGCGGUAUCGCAUUGGAGGAGCCGAAUACCGAGCCAUUGAUUUCCUCACGAGUCUUGUCCCCACCUAUUACUUUGGCUUCAUGAUUCUGUCUGCUUUCUUUGUUCGAAUCUAUAUUGCCGCCUCCAGUUAUGCCCAAGACGUCUUGCGCACCUCCAACCCUACUCCGUCCGAUCCUUGGUUCUUCUCGUUUUUUCUCAGUAUUUCCGCAUUCAACAACCUUGGCCUUUCACUUUUGGAUGCUAGCAUGGCGCCGUUUCAAAAUGCACCAUUCCCACUUAUUAUUUCCAUUAUUCUAAUUUUAGUGGGUAACACUGCAUUUGCCAUUCUGUUACGAUUUAUCAUCUGGUGUUUAUGGAAACUGACGCCGGCGUCACGGUCCAUGCGCCGGGAAACCUUUCGCUUUCUACUUGAUCAUCCCCGUCGUUGUUACACGACAUUAUUCCCUUCCACACAAACUUGGUGGCUUUUGAUUAUUCUGAUCGCCAUCACCUUGGUGGAACUCAUCUGUUUCCUAGCCCUCAAUUACUGGCUACCGGUGCUGAAAGGAAUCACUUGGGGUUCGCGAUUUCUCGACGGUCUUUUUCAAUCGGUUGCAACGAGAAAUGCUGGAUUCAGUGUGGUAUCUCUCAUGGAUCUUAAUCCGGGCACCCAACUCGUUUACAUUGUUGCCAUGUAUAUCAGUGUAUACCCUGUGGCCAUCUCCAUGCGUAACAGUAACGUGUAUCAGGAACGUGCUCUUGGCAUUUUUCGUGGCGAUGAUGAAGAUCCCAUGCGAUUUACCGAACAAGAGUUAUCCGGUCCUGCGCCAUUUAUCAAACUCCGUCGCCAUCCUACCAUCAAUAGUGUCAUGACAACGUCGAAAAAAGUGUUGCGAGGCCCGGAUUUCUUUGUCGUGACUCAGAUUCAGCGACAAUUGACCAGUGAUAUUUGCUGGGUCAUUGUUGGCAUCUUUUUGAUCUGCGUUCUUGAAAGCGAAGCCAUCAUGUCACCUUCUCCGGUCACGAUUGCUACAGUGAUCUACGAAUGUGUUUCGGCUUUCGGUAACGUCGGUGCGUCCACAGGAUACCCAAACACCGUUGUGUCUCAAGCAGGCCAGUAUCGCACAUUAAGCAAACUUGUUCUUAUUCUAUUGAUGUAUCGUCUGCCUGCUGCGAUUGAUCGUGCCGUUUUGUUACCGUCGGAACAACUCGAAGAACGUGAAGCCGAGGACAGCAUGCUUCGACGACGCAAUACUUCAUUUACCCAAGGCAGUUCCAUGCCCAACGUUAUUUUCUACAACCGAUCCAGUACACUUUAA